AUGUGUGGCUGCACACACAGCACCCAGGACCAAGCACUCCGCUCAGAGGGGGGUCCCAGUCCUUCUGCAGCUCCACGAUCUACUUUAGCACCUAAGAAAAUGCCCAAAAGUAUUUCAAUAUCCAAACAACUGGCUUCAAUAAAAGCUCUGCGGAAGGGCUCCGACCUGGAAAAAGCCAUGGCCACCUUUGCUCUGACUUUCAGAAAUUCUUCUGACCCUGAUGGCAAACUUGGAAAAGCUAUUGCCAAAAAUCUGCUACACACCCAAUUCGGGAAUUUCACAGAGGGACAAAAAAACAAACCAAAAUACAGAGAAAUCCUUUCUGAACUUGAAGAGCACACAGAAAAUGAGCUUGAUUUUGAGGAUUUCGUGAUCUUGCUCUUAAGCAUCACUGUAAUGUCAGAUCUUCUGCAAAAUAUAUGGAUGGUAAAAGUCCCAAAAUAA
Messenger RNA from Orycteropus afer afer, 444 nucleotides. It is a transcript of the gene SNTN, whose product is annotated as sentan, cilia apical structure protein. NCBI's taxonomy places the organism in Eukaryota, Metazoa, Chordata, Mammalia, Tubulidentata, Orycteropodidae. Bases 1 to 444 code for a protein of 147 amino acids. Gene Ontology annotation, molecular function: protein binding; transition metal ion binding. The transcript has 4 exons. The record is from RefSeq and is a predicted model, not a curated record.